AAUCUGGGAAACUAUGGGGAGACUUCAGGAUAUUGGGGGAAGGGGAAGAGAGAGAGGGAGAGAAACCCUGGCGCUUAAAUUGCUGUUUUGCUAUUGCAGUAUCUCCUGAACAUGGCACAUUUAAAUUGUCCUUACCUAGUUUGAGAAAGUGUCAUAUGCACCGGAUGGAAGAUAACGUGUUUGGAGGUUAUCCGCCAGGCAGGUUGUGCUUUUACCAGUCAGUUGGCUGGAGGAAAGUCAUGUAUCCUUGGAGGGAGGAGUGGGUCAGUGGCAGCUCCCCUUAGAUUUGCUUUUGUGGUUUAACAAGAAAAAACGUGUUCUCGAUUGUCUCUACAGGGCUGUCUGCUUGCUUUCUGAAAGAGUGGAAAAGAUAGCAUUCAAAUAGAAAUGGAAAGAAUUGUUAAAAGGUCUUGCUUUUAAGUUGGAAACGGCCUUGUCUAUUCCUAUUAAGAUUAGCCCAGUCUCACUGGCAGGAGUAGCUAUUCCUAAGGUCUCUAAUGGAAGAAGUGUGAGUACAGGAUUCGUCAGACAGGAUUAUCUGGAAUUAUGAUGAUUGGCAGCACUUUUUUGGCAUUGGACAUUGUAGAAGUGCUGCGUAAAUAAAGAAGUUGCCUAAGUUUUGUUGGGAAGGAACCUGUUCUUGUAUUAUAGAAUGUGAACAUACUUUCGUCUUAGCAUCUAACACUAAAUAUUGGGCUGAAACUCGCGUUUCUUUUUUUUCUUUUUCUUCCAGAGAGAAAAAUUGAUAAACUAUAGAAACAGCUUCCUUUAUACAUUUUGAAUCACUAUUUUAAUAAUGAGGAUACCUGCUCUCAAACUGACAGCAGUGGUGGUUCAUGCGAUGUGGUCACAAGUCCACUCAGAGCUAAACCAGUAUCAUAACUGUUGUUUGGCAUGAGCCAAAUAACAAACAGCUUUUGGCUGCUAGUUACUUUCAAUGGCAACUUUUUGGAUUUAAGUAGCACAGUGUAUUGUUUCAGAAGGAUGAGAGUGUGAACUGACCUUAUCAGAGGUUUGUAAAACUGUGCAAGACAGCGUGCUCUCUUUCUUUUUCCGUGUAUGAAAGGAACUCUUGACGUAGUCCAAAAAGAGUUCUUAUCAAUCUGCUGAUGCCUUAUAUUGAAUCUCAUCUUCUAUAAUCAAAUUGCCUAAGGAGUUUUGGUUACCUAUUAUGAUCCUGUAUGUUGUGAAAACCUUGUAUUUUUCUCACUUGCAUUUCAGUAUUUCUGUAACGUUUUAUUUUUUCUACUCAUGUCCCUCAAAAAUGUUGAUUCCCUGAAAAGGGAAUUCCCUGAAAGGGAAUAAUGAAUUUUUAACCAUGGAAAAGUGGUUGCAUUGCAGUUGUGAUAUUGUAUGGUUAUGUUUUAAAUAUUAUAGGAUAUUUAAAUAUUUAUUUUAAUAUUUAAAAUAUUUUAAAAUAUUACAGAAGAUGAUAACAUCCUGCAGCAGUGCAGUACACAUGGCCUAUGAUAUUCAUCUUGUUCCAGAAAAUGGAUUAUAAUGCUCACUGUUGACCUGGGGUGGUCACGAGGAACACUGUUUUUUGGGGGUUUUUUUUCUCUCCUCUUUACUUUGCUUUAGCUUACCUGAUGAGAUUUGAGUUUUAAGUUGUUUCUUUUGCAAAGGAAAUAUUUGUUAUAAGGGAAAAAAACCCUCCAUAAUUGUCUGCGAAAACAGAGGUUUUUUUUGUUUUGCUUGUUUGCUUGUUUGUUUGUUUUAAACAAGCCCUCCAAAGUAUAUAAAAGUAAAAUCUCUACAUUUGGGGUGUGAAUGGCACUUAAAAGGCCUAUUGCAGAGACACCAGAACCAUAGCUGCUCUAACAGUUUGUCCACAUAAAUACUUGGAUAUUUUUGAGAAUGCUCUUUAUGAGUAAAAGUAUUUGUUUUAUAACAGCUUAUUAGGAGCAUACUACAAGACUUUCGCUAAAGUGGUAUUAACUGAGUGCUUUUGAUUUCUUUUUAUACAGAGAAAAAAGAUUGGAAUGAUAUCAGGAUGUACCAGUCAUAGACCCCACUUAGCUAAAUGUCAGAGUGGUCCUGCUGUAAGAGUAGGAGUUGUAUUAAUACAUAGAUUUAAAAAAUAACAUUAGCUGAAGCAAUAGUAUAUUUUUCUGAAGAAGCAUAAAGAAAAAUGAAAAAGUGUUACAUCAUAUUUUUUAAUAUGGAAUGGUAAGCUCUGUGAAGUUCUUGCUCACUCUAUUCAUUUAUUUAUUUUUUAAGAAAGAAUGUCAGCAGCUUUUUAUUUAUGAAGAACCACACGUUAACACCAAUGUGCAUGUGACAUGGAAAGGGAACAGAUAAUGGAAACCAACUUCUGUUUCAACCUUGCGGGAGGCUGCAUGAAGUGGUACAUGUUAAACCAUUACACUGGAGAAAAAUCUGUGUCUUCGCUAUACAGUGGUAUUGCAUUGGGGAGAAAAAGUGCUGCAAGCUAAACACUAUAACAGUAUUAUUUCAUAGACUGCAGUGUAAAGAAGAUUAACUGACAGCUCUACGUGACCAAAAUGGUGGACACUGAAAACCAGCUUUAUCCACUUACUCCAUUGGAGGAGGAUGAUAUAAGCAGCCCUCUAUCUGGAGAGUUCCUACAAGAUAUGGAGAAUAUUCAAGACAUCUCUCAGUCUCUAGGUGAUGAUAGCUCUGGAGCUUUAAGUUUAACAGAGUUCCACUCAUUGGGAAAUGGUCCAGGAUCUGAUGGAUCGGUUAUAACAGACACGCUUUCACCAGCAUCCAGUCCUUCAUCCAUUAAUUUUGCCACAGCUCCAGGUAGCAUAGAUGAAUCACCCAGUGGAGCAUUAAACAUUGAAUGUAGAAUUUGUGGGGAUAAAGCCUCAGGCUACCAUUACGGAGUACAUGCUUGUGAAGGUUGUAAGGGUUUUUUUAGGAGAACAAUUCGAUUAAAACUCAUCUAUGAUAAAUGUGAUCGCAGCUGCAAGAUUCAGAAAAAAAAUCGUAAUAAGUGCCAAUACUGUCGUUUUCAAAAGUGCCUUUCAGUUGGAAUGUCACAUAAUGCAAUACGUUUUGGACGAAUGCCAAGGUCUGAGAAGGCAAAGUUAAAAGCAGAAAUUCUAACAGGUGAAAAUUAUGUAGAAGAUUCAGAAAUGGCAGAUCUUAAAUCACUUGCCAAAAGAAUUCAUGACGCCUACCUGAAAAACUUCAAUAUGAACAAGGUUAAAGCCAGAGUCAUCCUUGCUGGGAAGACUAAUAACAAUCCGCCAUUUGUUAUACAUGAUAUGGAUACCUUGUGUAUGGCAGAGAAGACGCUGGUGGCAAAACUGGUAGCCAAUGGAAUUCAGAAUAAGGAAGCAGAAGUUCGAAUCUUCCAUUGCUGCCAGUGCACCUCUGUAGAGACUGUAACAGAACUUACUGAAUUUGCCAAAUCUAUCCCUGGCUUCUCCAAUCUUGACUUGAAUGAUCAAGUGACACUGUUAAAAUAUGGAGUUUAUGAAGCCAUAUUUGCCAUGUUAGCUUCUGUAAUGAACAAAGAUGGGAUGCUGGUAGCCUAUGGAAACGGUUUUAUAACCCGGGAGUUCCUGAAAAGCCUGAGAAAGCCAUUCUGUGAUAUAAUGGAGCCGAAAUUUGAUUUUGCAAUGAAAUUCAAUGCACUGGAAUUGGAUGAUAGUGAUAUAUCCCUUUUUGUGGCUGCUAUCAUUUGCUGUGGAGAUCGUCCUGGUCUUGUAAAUGUAGGACACAUUGAAAAAAUGCAAGAGAGCAUUGUGCAUGUACUGAAACUUCACUUGCAAACCAACCAUCCUGAUGACAACUUCCUCUUCCCAAAACUUCUUCAAAAAAUGGCUGACCUCCGACAACUUGUGACAGAGCAUGCUCAACUUGUUCAGAUAAUUAAGAAGACUGAAUCUGAUGCACAUUUACACCCUUUACUACAGGAAAUCUACAGGGAUAUGUAUUAAGGAUUUUUAAUAUUUUUUCCACAAUAUUUAAAGACAACAGCAAUAUUAAUAAUAGAUGGGAGCAAAAUUACUUGCACAGUUAUAUGCUGUUCACUCAGUCUGGAGCAUGAAAAAUCUAAAAGCUAGAUAACUGAGUGUUAAACUUCUGGUUUGGGUUCUUCUGUCCUCUUUUGAAAGAAUUCUGCAGAGAAAUAUCAAUCUUAAUGCUCAUGAAGUUGCUCACAAGGAUUCAUUUAUUUGGAAAUUUGAGGAUUGGUAAGGAAUACAUAUUUGUAUAAUAAAUCAGAAUGUUGAUUAACAGAAAUGAACAAAACUAUUUCCUCUUGGUUAAGUCAUUUUAGAAUUAAUAUAACAAAUUCAGCAAAUUUUCUUCAGGUAUAUAUAUGCACAAUCAUAAAGAUUAUGCGCUCGUGGCUAAUGGUAAUUACUGAGAGCUAACUAACACUUUUUCUUAAGGCAGUCAGUCUAUAUGCAUCAGACAGUUGGAUAUUACUGUACAUACACUUCUAAAAAAAUUGAAAGACCUUUCACGUGCUACUGCCUGAGUUCCAUGAAGUACAGGUUCAUGUAUUUUUACAUUGGUAAACUUCAGCAUUAGCAUGUUGAAAAGAUGUUUCUUUUAUGAAAUGAAAUGAAAUCCAAAGAGCUAUCUAAAAUACAGCAGAGGGGCUCCAUUCAGAUGUCUCUUGAUGACUACAUGAAACAAAGUGAUGGAAUCCUUUUUUUUUUUUCUUUUCUUUUCUUUUUUAAACUGUUUUAAGGAAAUAAGAAAAUGUCCCUGUGGAUAAAUAUAUCAUACUGUGUGUAUUCUGGAGAACUUGCAAUAGCUCAAAAUGCAGUUUUGACUUAAAAAUGUCAUUUUGAACUAGCAAGAGUUCUGGAGAGACUCCAAGAAAUCUAAUCCUAGCCCAGAGAAAAUGAAUUCCAACUUCAUAGCAUUCUAGUGCCUAGAAUGAUAGCUUACUCUGAAGAAAUCAUUAUAUAAGAAUGGCACCUUCUUUCUUAACAGUUUUUGCAGUGUAGAGUGAUUCAAACUUUUUUACUUUUCUGACGAGUACACUGUUUUGUAUUGUUUUUUUUUUUCAAUUAUCCACUCAGAUAUAUUUCUUUCUGUUCUUUCUUAUACCUUGUCCAUAGCACUAUUAACCACAUUAUUUCAUCAAAUUUUGUACUUACCCAUACAAACACAAUGGAUAAGGUGACAGUAUUACCAAGAGCAGAAUUUGUAGAUAUCAGUUGUGUAAUAUAUGAAAGAGCACAGUUGAGAGUAAAUAAGUUUAUUGGGUACCUGAGAGGAAACUUUUUGAUUUUACAAUACUACUUGGUCCUGAUGUGGAAUGAGCCAAAAUGGAACAGCUUGACUUUUGCCAUUUAACAGGAUCCUUUGUCAGAGAUUCCUGCACUAAAAGUGAAAGCAAGUGCUAGCCAUUAGUUUAAUUGCAUAUUUGUUCAAGACUCUACUAUUUCUUUCUCUUCAUUUUUCAGUCUGGUAAUUUAAUUUUGUUAUUUGCUUAUCUGCUUAUUUGUUUCAUAACACAAAGAUCUCGGAUGCCAAUCUUAGCAUUUUCACAAUAGUUAAACUUCCAGUGGCACAGGAGGAGACUUUAUACUUGUUUUAUUGUAGCAGGUUUCAGAAUCUGAAACCUUCACUGAAAGAAUUAACAAAAACUGAUAAAGUGAGAACAUCAUACUGUGUUUCUUAUUUUAGUCGCAACAUUUGUUUCUUACAGGCACGCUGGUAAGGCUAGACACUGGAUAAAUUAUAGGCUUAAAAGGAAUUUGAUAUUUAUCUGGUGAUUGCCAUUAGCUGAGGUUUUAAUUACUGCAAUUGUGCAAAAUAGUAAUGUAUAGGCUUCAAAUUUGGUGACUGGCUUGGGCAGGACAGAAAGAAUAAAUGCAUAGGCACAGAAUUAUCCCUCCUUCCCUGUCAGGUACCUUCUUUCUCCCCAGUCAGCAACAGGGAGUAAUGUUAGUUAUGCUACACUUCAUCAGACACUUCAUCAAGAGAAGGCUCCAGGUCUUAACAGAAGAAAGUAGAGGAGAAGUGGGUUGUCCUUUGUAUGUUAUAGCAGUACCUUGUAUGCCCUCAGAAAUAACAAGAAGAUUUGAGCAAUGAUACUACUUUAUUCUUAAAGUCAGCUGUGUUUCACUAUGGAACGCUGGGCUUUAAGCAUAAGACAUUCAGUUUUGAAGUAGUUGAUACACAAUAUUGCUUACUCAAAAAUUGUCAAAAUGUUAGCCAUUCUGUGAUGGCAUAUUGAGUAUUUGGAGAUAGUACCUGUGGCAUCAGUGUGUAGCACGAUCACUGCAGCUGAGGGCAGUGUAAAAUCUAACUUUGGAGUCUCCAAUAGCUUUAAGUUUAUUCUGAAAAAGUGAAAACUGUAUUUUUUUCUGAAGCUCAGUUGCAUGCAAAAGGCAAAUUUUAAAAUUCUGUUCCAUAGUUCGGAUGUACUAAAGUUUCUUGGAAAAAUUAGGCAAAGUUAGUGUGGACAAAAUGUAUUUUCCCUGUUCUUGCUCUCUUAAGUGGCUAAAACACUUCACUGAAAUUUUUCAAAAACAUUAAAAAAUAAUAGCAAAUAUUUAAAUUUGGCAAAGCUAUACACAAUUGAAUUGAAGACCACAUUUUUCAGUGGCAAGCAUAAAUUUAAGUAGCUGCUUGUUGCAGGUUCCUAUUCUAAACACUAGGAAAGUGCAUAAUUUGCAUUUUUCCUGUUUCAGACCCAUUUUGUUUCACUAUUUGAAAAUCGGCUAGCAUAGUUCUUCAGACACUGGAAUUUGAUUUCUUUUCUAAAUUAAAUCACAGCCCUUUAAAUGUAUGGAAAAAACACAUGUUUGGAUUACAGAAAUGUGAACAGGAUGUUAGCAUAGCCUAAAAUUCUGGAUAGAUACCACUAUCCAUGCUAUUGCACUGUGCCCAUAUCCACAGUCUCUUCAAGGAACAACACAGGACAGACACUUCCCAAAUGCUAAUGUGUGAAAGAAGUUCUUAAUUUCAACAUUACACUUUUAACAAAGUAUGUUAGCUACCUCAGUAGAUGACUGCAGUAGGCAUUUGCCAAUGAGAUUUCAAAAUUACUCAAUUUGUGUUAGUUCUUUGGAAGUUUGGAGUCUGACAAGUUUGAGAUAUAUUACUGAGGAACCUUCAGCAUCUCCAUCUUGCACAGAUCAUAAACGAUGUUAAAAUAUCAAUUCUGGGGCUGAGGGGGUGAUCAGAUUUUAGGAGACUCUUUACAGAUUUACUGGCUUGUUAUGUAUAGUUUUGAUCUGAUUCUUAUUUACGCUUAUUUAUUUUUAUUAUCAAUAGCACCGAAGAACCCUGGUUAGGGAUUGCGAGCCCACAGACAGCUUAAGACAAGAUACAGCAGAGGAUAGAGAAAAAUCCUAGGAAACAGUGGGACAACUUAAUAGUUUUCAGUGAACUUAUAGCCUAUUCAUUAUUGAGGGGUUUAUUUGAUUUGUUGGGAUACCCUAGGUAUCUUGACAAAAGGCUGGGGGGGGAGGGGGAAGGAAGGGUUUGUAUCAUGUGUUAGGGAAAUCUGGUGUACAUUUGCAUCUCUUUCUUUAAUAUUUUGUUUAAAGGUGUACUGUCUUCAGUGUAACAGCACACAACUGCCAUUAAAAAAAAUCAGUUACAUUGUACCUGUUAAAUUUAAGAAGCUCACUUUUAUUUUAGACACAAAAUGACAAACCGUAGUUAGUAAUAUUCAUUUAUACAAAUCGAACCUUUCUUGGUAUUUAAAGAAAUCUUCUUUUUCAUUUAAUUUUCAUUUCCAUGUGCCUUUGUGCUUUAGUUAUAGCCAGCUGCUAGAAAGCUGACAUACUGCCAAAGAGCAUAUUUUUGUAUUAUUUCUGGCCUACACAGAUUUAGGAAAUACCAGCAGUUGCACUAAGUCUGCUCUCAUGAGAGAGCUAGCACAAGUUUGCAAAUCGAAGAGCUUAUAAUAAGAAACUAAACAUUUGUUUGUUUAUUCAAACUACUAAAACUUCAGAGAGUUACUCAUCGCAGAGCUGGGUACAUACUGUUAAAUCUGAAUCUCCUCCUCCUUUCUGAUGGAAAGCCUGGACAAUUUGCACACCAUCUUAAACAAAGUAAUUGGAGAAGAUUACUCUGUAGCUGCCUUUACUGUCUGUGAAGAGGAACAAUUUCAGCUCCUUCUCUCCUUAAAAGCAUCCACAUUAUUUAGUUGAAAAUCUGCAACUGCGUUUAACAAAGGCAUUUGCAGCCGUUGUGGUAUUACCUAAGCAUAAGAUGUUAUAAAUAAUGGUCCUUCAUUGAAAACCCUAAUCCCUUCAAAAGUGUUGAAAUGUAAAGUAUAGUAUGGUAUCUAGUGCUUGCUUGUAUCUCAAGUACUUUCUUGAUAUCAGCUGCAUAUAUUUUUUUUAUGUAUGUUUAAUCAGCUUUAUCAUCCUUCUUUUACUAGACAUUUAAAUUGUAUGUGGGUUUGAUCUGAGAUUAUUGAUAUUCUGUAUUGUGGGAUUUUUUAAUGUUAUACCAUUCCUUCACGUUUCAAUUUGUAAAAUACAAGAAUAUAAUUGCAAGGUAUAAACUUUCACUAAAUUAUAUUACAAAGGUGCUUUAAGAAAAAUAUGUAAAUUAUUUAAUUUAAAUACUUAUGUUUCAUACUUUAUCUUGUGAACCCUUUUGUAUAGUGAGGAAAGAUUUAUAGGUAAGGAUGAUGGGCCUGGAGUUGAAGACAAACUACUAUUUAUUCCUUUGUGGUCUUUAUUUCUGUAUCAUUUGUGAAGAAGUUUCACAAAUUCUGCAAUUUAUUAGUAUUUGGUAUUGACAAUUGUAACCAAAUUUUCAAAUAAUUUUCACCUAAAACAUAGACUUGCUUUUAUUUCAUUUUAAUAAAAGUAAGUCUAGGUUAGAAAGAGCUGUAAUUAUAAAAUAUUUAGAGUUGUUAUUAAGGUUUUAGCUCAAGUUCACCAAUACAAAAGGUAGAUUAUAGAAUAAAGUUCAUCUUCGCUUUACAGCAGAGUACUUCCUUUUACUUAAAAGUCUGAAAAGAAAGCUAAGAAGAGCUAGCUUCUAUUAGUACUUCAUAUGCAGUUAUUUUCUGAGAAAUUGAUUUAUGGCUUACUAGAAAUAAAAAUGUGUAUACAUAAUUAUUUCCUGCUACUUGCAGUGAGGUUGAUCUAUAGUUUUUAUAGAUGUAUUUUAAAGUAUGUAAUUUGGCAGUGCAAAACAAAAUAUACAUAACUUUUAAGUUCCUUUUUUUUCCUGUAGGAGUUCUCCCGUUAUGAUUUUUAAGUAUAGAUGAAUUCAGAAUCUGUCCAUAGGGAUUCUGUGACCUGUGAUUCAGGUGUGACUAUCUGUGCAUACAACAUCCUUGCUAAUGCGUCCUGAUACAGAAGCAAAGUGAAUUACGUUUUUAAGGUAUAUGCUGUAUUCAUAACAUAGCAUCUAGUACAAGCCCAGCAUAUUACAAAUGUUCCAGCAAUGAUUUAUAUUUAUUGCAAUUGAUUUGUAAUAGAUGAAAUUGUACUUUCCAAAAUUGCUACAACUCAAAAAUUUCAUUUGAUCAGUUGUCAUCAUAUAGAUAUGCUGCAUUGGUAAAGUAUCAGUUUUCUAUUAAGAUAAUUUUAUCAAAUUUAUAAAAGCUAUACUGGACUUUCUUAUGGUAACUUACAUCUUCUUUUCUGAAUUUCAUAGGCAACAGUGAAAAAACUGUAAAAGGUGCCAUCAGAUAUGUCACUUUGUACUGUAAAUAUGUGAUACAAAUUCAUUGUUAACAAAACCCAUCCCAGGGCAAGGGUGUCUGCUCUUUUGUUUUCCCUAAUAUGCUUACUGGCUUACUGUUGCUGGAUUUUUUUUCUCAAUGUUUUCCAGCUUCUAAGGCUGUUUUGUCUUGAACUCCUUAACCUUUAUUGUGUUACUCUAUCUUGUCAGAUUCCACUGCAGGGAAAUAUGUUUCAGCACAGAAUUCCUACUGCAAGGACCUAAAUUUCAGAUGAGUUCUGUUGCCCAGAGGGGCAGGCUACAUGCACAAAAGAGAUUAUUAAACUGAUUGCAGGUUGGGCCUUAAAAAAGGGCUGCAAGAUCCGGCAUAAGGUACUUAAAGUCACUUUAAGUAUUUUGGUGUAUUUUCUCAGGUUGGAUAUGCAUGUACAGGAAUCUCUAUUGUGGAAAAGAUGCCAGCCUUAUGAUCAAUGCAAAAAAUUAUGUGGCAUUCUUUAUACUUGAAAGGAAUAUUGGUGGUAUGGGAAAAUACUGACCAGCCAAAAUAUUGGCAUCAUGCAAAUAUUAUGCUCUACUCCACAGCAUAGGAGUGCAGUAUAAACAUUCAAAAUUUGUGAUGUGCAACAGGAACUGUAGGAAGAUUACUGUAGCAAAAUUGCUGGAUGAUUCAUCUGCAAAUAACAAUGCAGAGUGCAGUUCAAAUCCAGACUUUAUUACCUCUGGCACAUUCACGUAGCAUAGGUAAAUUUUGCCACAUGGUAGUUUAGGGUUGCCUUCACAGAGACACAGUGCCUUUGCCCCCGUUAGCACUGCAGCACACUUCAGAGCUGUUCGUGAGGCUGUGUGCGCAUUCGGGUGUGUAUCUACCUGUGCUCACCAGCAGCUCCAUUCGGCAGACUCAAUUGCCGAGCAGAUUGCUAUUGUUCAUCUGCCGGUGUCUUGGCCUGUGGAUAACGGGAGAAAUCCCCUGCUGAUGAAAUCAUUCAUCCUGCUCCCCUGAGGAAAUGAAGGCCAUGGGGUGGGUGGUAUGUGAAGCCAUGCCUCCAUCUCUGUAUCCACAAAUACUUUGCUCUGCUUUCAGAAGUGGGAAGAACAUUAAUCGCUUUAGUUAUUUCUUUAGUAAUAACAAAGCUAAUCAAAGUGCUAGUAUUACUGAUUUUUAACAAGAUCCUGUUAGUGUUUGACAAAGUCUGUUUUACCAGCUUUUCAGAUGGCCAACAUUUCAUGUUGUUCCUGCUGUUUUACAGCUUUUACAAACAAUUGGUCUGAAUUUUCUUUAGGAGUGUUAUACAGCAUUUUAAUUACAUCAUGAUGUUGAAACCCUUUAUCAUGUCUUAAAAUGUCCGUUAUCUGCUGUAACAUAAAAAAAAAAAAAAGCACAUUUUUGUUAGUGUUGCCAAACUCUAAUCAUCUAUGGAGCUAGCAAGUGUUUAAUUACAUCAAAAUAACAAUAUUAAAGAGAAGAAACAGAUGAUUUUUUCCAGUCACUUAAAUUUUUUUUAUGCUGUUUCUUGGGUGCCUUUUACUAUAUUAAAUAUCAAACUUGUGAGGAGCAGACAUUUCUUACAGGGAGUAGUCAAACCUAAUUCUCAUGGAAUGCUUGUUUUGCAGUAAAAUACCACUAAUUCAGGCUACGUUCCCACGUUUCUUUCAGUCAGAACAAUACAAAUGAUAUUUUCAAGAAAGAAUGGAAGUUCUGGUCUCACAAGGAUUUAUAGGAAAGUCUCUUGCACUUAUAAAUGUAAAAAUUAUAUAUUGCUAAAUAUGAUGGUGAAGUCUCAAAUGUUGCCAGUCUACUGAUCUAGAAUGAAAAUGAACUUGAUUUUUUUUUUUUUUUUUUUUUACAUUCUGAAUUUUCUUCCUCUCCUUUAAAAAUAAGAGGUAGAAUUCAUAGUUUGUAUACAGACUGGUAGGAAUCUAUGUGCUUAAAAAGAAGUCAUCCUGUAAGAACGAAUGUAAAGACAGUUAAUUUUAAAUAUGGUUUUGCCUUAAUGGUUUAAAAAAUAAAUAUUUUUAAAAGCAA
This is a messenger RNA of Dromaius novaehollandiae (emu), 11617 nucleotides long. It is a transcript of the gene PPARA, whose product is annotated as peroxisome proliferator activated receptor alpha. Gene Ontology annotation, molecular function: nuclear receptor activity; DNA-binding transcription repressor activity, RNA polymerase II-specific; zinc ion binding. The record is from RefSeq and is a predicted model, not a curated record. Gene Ontology annotation, cellular component: nucleus. Gene Ontology annotation, biological process: hormone-mediated signaling pathway; negative regulation of inflammatory response; positive regulation of transcription by RNA polymerase II. Bases 2505 to 3911 code for a protein of 468 amino acids. NCBI's taxonomy places the organism in Eukaryota, Metazoa, Chordata, Aves, Casuariiformes, Dromaiidae. The transcript has 8 exons.